CGACUUCAUAGAAAUUUUUCGGUUGAACGAGGGCGCACCGCACCGGCUCUUGAGUGAGUGACCGAAAAAGACGCACCGCGGCCGGCUUCACGUGCUCCUUUUUAUCGCUGCUGGCGUUUUGGGCAAUCAAAUUGGCUUAGAAAUGAUUCGAACGGCACAUUUGCUGUGCACUCUGCUGCUGUGCGCUGCUGCUGCCUUUACGCAUGCACAAAACGGUGGAGAUGAGUUCCCAACCGAGGUCGUCCCUCUAGAUGCCACCGUCAAGUACAACAUGAGGAAGAGUUUAGAUCUGGACCAGGAGGGCUGCUACCUGCAGGCCGGCAACAGAGAUUGUCUGCAGGAGUGCGGAUUUAACGCCACGGCCAAGACUAUCUUCAUCAUCCACGGCUGGACGAUGAGUGGUAUUUUCGAGGACUGGAUGCAGAAGUUGGUGGCGGCAGUCAUGCUGCGUGAGAACGAGGCUAACGUAAUCGUGGUGGACUGGAUCCCCAUGGCUCAACAACUUUACCCAGACGCCGUCAACCACACGCACACCGUCGGCCAGGACAUCGCUGCCCUUCUCGACUGGCUUCAGGAUGAGCUGCAGUUGCCUCUUGAGAAGGUGCACCUGAUCGGCUACAGCUUAGGGGCUCACGUAGCGGGCUACGCGGGAACGCACGUUCGAGGAUCCCUUGGGAGAAUCACGGGUUUGGACCCAGCCGGGCCGAUGUUUGAGGACGCGGAGGAGGAGGAGCGCCUCUCUCCAGGUGACGCAGAUUUCGUGGAUGUCCUCCACACGUACACCCGGGAAGCCCUGGGAGUAAGCAUCGGGAUCCAACGGCCAAUCGGGGAUGUUGAUAUCUACCCCAACGGUGGCAAAGUCCAACCCGGGUGCUCGCUAGGCGAAGUGCUAUCCGCUACCGGCGACUUCAUGGAAGCGGUAAAGUGCGAACAUGAGCGAGCCGUGCACCUUUUCGUCGACUCCCUGAUGAACCGGGACCACGUGAGCUACGCUUUCCAGUGCACCGACCCGGAUCGUUUCAUGAAGGGCAUCUGCCUGAGCUGCCGAAAGAACCGCUGCAAUAACAUCGGCUACGAGACCCGCAAGAUGCGCAAGAGACGCAACAGCAAAAUGUAUCUAAAGACUCGUGCGGACAUGCCUUUCGGAGGUUACCAUUACCAGAUGAAGAUGCACGUGUUCAACAAAAAGCAGGCUGACGACGCCGACCCGACCUUCUACGUUAAAUUGAUCGGAGCUCAUAACGACACCGAAGACAUUUUUGUUGAUGUCCACAACCAGCUCAUCGGACUGAACCAGACCAACACCUUCUUGGUGUUCACUGAGAAGGACCUCGGCGACCUGCUGAAGAUCCACCUGACUUGGGAAGGUGACGCCGAAUCCUUCCAUUCCGUGUGGAAGAACUUUAAGAAGAGCUUCUGGGCCUGGAAUCCCUCCCCUGCCAAACCUGUCCUGGAAAUCCGACGGAUUCGCGUGAAAGCCGGAGAAACUCAGAAGAAAUUUACCUUCUGUGCCCAAGACCCAUUGAAAAUGGAGAUCUCUCCCGGUGAAUCGUUAACAUUUGUCAAGUGUCGUGACGGUUGGGAAGUGAAACCGAGAAAACGGAUAGCCAUUUAAAACCCUGACACAUCUGCCAACUUGAUGCACCAUGGGGACACAACAUGGCUAAAGCGAGAAGCACUGCUUUCGCUUUAUCUGAGCACUUUUUUCAAAAAUGAGGAGGACUGAUUGGCGCACAGCGGGAGGGGAAUUUAGGUGUCGGACAUUUUCAAGCGCACCUGAAUGGUUGGUUCCUGGAAACUCUGAAAGGUCGCUCCAGCGUCGAGAGGCUAGGACUGAGGUCAAGCCGGUCUUUGAAAGACCACUCAAGAGUUACAGAAUGUUCCUUUAAGUGAGGUAGACUGUCAAUUGAACAUAUGCCAGCUAUUGUAGUUUCUGUACUGUACAUUUUUUUAAUGCAUCUUUUUUGUUUUAAUUUAUGGAAAACAAUUGAAGCACUGCAAGACCAAUGUUAUUUAUCAUAGCACAUCCCAUAAUAGUGUUGUAUGACCUACUAGAUGCAGUAAUUGUGUGUGUAUGGGGUGAUUGUGAUCAACAUGUGUGCCUUUUCUGCUGCUGAGUGAGAUUAUUGAUACACUGUAUAUUUGGAAGAGAUGCUAAUCUCAUUGCACAUGGCUGUUUUGUGCAGAGUGUUACUGUAUGUUCUGUGGGGUGUGUUUAUGUACAUAAUGUAAAUAACCUUUUGGAAAUUUAAUAAAUUCAUGUCGUUUCUAUUACAUUGCCGCCU
Molecule: messenger RNA, 2285 nt
Organism: Corythoichthys intestinalis (scribbled pipefish)
Lineage: Eukaryota; Metazoa; Chordata; Actinopteri; Syngnathiformes; Syngnathidae
Gene: lipg
Product: lipase, endothelial
Exons: 10
Coding region: 143-1615 (490 amino acids)
Biological process (GO): fatty acid biosynthetic process; triglyceride catabolic process
Molecular function (GO): protein binding; lipoprotein lipase activity
Source: RefSeq, a predicted model, not a curated record